GCAUCAUCGGCUUCGCCAAAAACCUCACCGGCUCCAAUCCAUCCUUUCCUUAUCCCCUUCCUUUCCUCUCCCUUCCUUCCUUCCUUCCUUCCUUCGCCAUGGCAACCAUGUCCCUCCGCUCCCUCGCCAUGGCCAUGGCCGACACGGCCCUCCCGCCGGCCCACAAGCUCCUCCCCACGGUCUCCCUCCCGCUCCUCUCCUCAUCCACGCACGCCGCGCCGCUCCUCCUCCGCGCCAGCCGCCGCCUGCCGCUCGCGCCCCUCGUGGCCUCCUCCGACGCCGUCGAGGCGGGCGUCGAGUGGGCCGACGAGGAGGAAGAGGAGGAGGAGGAGGCUGGAGAGGCCUUCGACGAGGAGGCUGGGGAGGUUGAGGAGGAGGUGCUGGCCUCAGGCGACGAGGGUGAGGGGGAGUACGCCGCGGUCGAGCCGCCCGAGGAGGCCAAGGUCUACGUUGGGAACCUCCCCUACGACAUCGACAGCGAGGGACUCGCGCAGCUCUUCGACCAGGCCGGCGUCGUCGAGGUCGCCGAGGUUAUUUACAACAGAGAGACUGGCCAGAGCCGUGGGUUUGGCUUUGUUACCAUGAGCACUAUUGAGGAAGCUGACAAAGCCAUUGAGAUGUUCAACCGCUAUGACAUUAGCGGGAGGCUUCUGAAUGUAAACAGGGCAUCUCCUAGGGGCACUCGCAUGGAAAGACCUCCGAGACAAUUUGCACCUGCUUUCAGAGCUUAUGUUGGCAACUUGCCAUGGCAAGUUGAUGACUCUAGGCUGGUGCAAUUGUUCAGCGAGCAUGGAGAAGUUGUUAAUGCUACUGUUGUCUAUGAUAGAGAAUCUGGGCGUUCACGAGGAUUUGGUUUUGUAACAAUGGUGUCAAAGGAGGAACUCGAUGAUGCUAUUUCUGCGCUGGAUGGACAGGAAUUGGACGGGCGCCCUCUUCGAGUAAAUGUUGCAGCAGAGCGACCACAGAGGGGCUUUUGAUGCGGUGGUACGAGAGAGAUGGCUGCUUGUUUGUAAUGAGAACGGAGACAACGGAGGAGCAAUGGUACAAAUUAGCGGAAGCUGAUGCUGUCACAAGUUGCUAGAUCCCUCCCUUAGCUUCCUGAUGUUUGGUUCUUGCCACAUAGCUUUUUGAUGCUUCUCUUGGCAGCUGGACUUGAUGUUUUACUAUUCUUGUCGACAUCAUGAGUUGAAUUAUCCAAGUAGGCUUCUAUGUUCUAUCGAUAUGCCUUGAUCAGAUUCUCAUCGUGGCAAAAGGUUUUGUUGGUGAAACCGUAGGAGCAGCAAACCAAGAUUAUUAUUUAUAUCAGCUGUACGAAACCGUACCCAGCUUGUA
This is a messenger RNA of Sorghum bicolor (sorghum), 1332 nucleotides long. RefSeq names its product 28 kDa ribonucleoprotein, chloroplastic. Lineage: Eukaryota; Viridiplantae; Streptophyta; Magnoliopsida; Poales; Poaceae. Gene Ontology annotation, molecular function: mRNA binding. Gene Ontology annotation, cellular component: cytosol. The transcript is spliced from 4 exons. The record is from RefSeq and is a predicted model, not a curated record. The coding region runs from base 99 to 977 and encodes 292 amino acids.